This is a messenger RNA of Megalopta genalis, 6283 nucleotides long. RefSeq names its product GTPase-activating protein skywalker (gene sky). The record is from RefSeq and is a predicted model, not a curated record. NCBI's taxonomy places the organism in Eukaryota, Metazoa, Arthropoda, Insecta, Hymenoptera, Halictidae.
UCCGAAAGUUGCGACCGCACAGUUGUUCUUGAAAGAAUGCAAUACGCGGACGUAUCGCGCUCGUACAUACGAGGCUGAGCUGUCGUUCCGUAAGCGAAUCUGCCUGUGCCGAUAGAUGUACGCGAACGAUUCAUAGUCUCGGCGUUAGUGACCGAUAACGUGCGACGUCAAGAACCAACGAAGUUAGUAUACGCUCGAGGAUACAGGUGACAGCGACGUCAGUGGCGGCAAAUGGUCCGUGGGCUUCGUGCAGGCAUAGAUUCGAGCCAAGUAUCGCGGCAAGUCGACAAGAAAAGUGCGUCUACGUGAGUGAAUAGAGUGCCCCAACCCUGAUCUCAGCGCCCUUCCGAGCCGUUGACAGUAGCCACCCGUGAUUGAACGGUCUCGCCGAUGACGUGCCGUGAACCGGCCAACGAAACUACAAAAGUGUUGCAUGUUGCCUGCUAGCCGCAGAGCCGAGCCUCUCCGCUGUGAGAUAGCCGUCGAGGUGGGCUACACCGACGAGACUGUGGACGUCCCUAGAUUGGCGAUGAAAAUUGAAACCUCCCAGGACAUGACGUAAAUGUGAUGGCUCCUGUGGUAAGGGCAAACGGCACAAUGAAGAGGAAUCUCGCGCCGUAAUCUCGCCACCUGCGAUGUUAGUCACAGAGACACCCUCCUCGAUGGACAACCUGCCGAAUAUGAUGUCGGUGCUCGAGGAGGAGGCAAACAUCGAUAUCGAUGACGCGUUUCCACCGCACGUCGACACGACGAACAUCGUCAUACAGCCAGAGUCGCCCACUAGCAAGAAACAAGCGCUAAAGACCUUCAACGAGGUCAAUGCGCUGCUACAAGCUAGCAGAAAGAGGGAGGUAAAGCUGGUCAUAAGGGAGAACGCGUGGCCAUUGAACAACGGAAUUAGGACACAGCUCUGGCCGACUCUUUGCAACCAACAUGCACACGGCAAGAACAUGCUGGACGGCUUCUAUUGGGACAUGGUCAAUCAAGUUUUUGGGACUACAGAGCUGCCGGAAAAAUCAAUCAUGUUACCGCCGUUCGUGGAUAGCACUCAUUGUCUGUCGUAUAAUCUGACAAGAAAGGGCAGGAGUGUCGCGGAUAGGGUUGUAUCCGUCCUGGGAUACGCUUGUCCCGACAUUACCUACAGUCCUUCACUAUACCCGAUCACGGCGCUUCUUCUUCACUUCAUGCCAGAGGAGGAGUGUUAUCAUUGUAUGGCCAGUCUGGUUGCUGCUAAGGACAAGAUGUUUAUUACGCAAACGAAGCUUCUGUACGAAGUUACCUGGAAGACGGUUGAGCAAAUCACCAAAAAGCACGUGAAAUCGGCUGCAGUACAUUUAGCGAGGCAUUGUUCAGGAUCAAGAGCAGAGAGAAUUUACAUGGAUUGGAUCUGGUGGAUACUACAGCUUCUUCCAUUCCAACAUCUAGUCAGGGUUAUGGACUGUUUCUUACAUGAAGGCAUUAAGGUCUUCUACCGAGUAGCGAUGGCUAUAGUUUUAUUAUUCUAUAAGCACUCAUCCUUGCAAAACUCUGAGUGGAUGAAUGAGAUUUCCAAGAACGGUAUUGACGCCGCAUUGUCGAAAUUUUGCAGGCAGAUACCGGUGACGCCGGCCAAAUUUUUGCGUACCGCAUUUGGGAUACGUGGACUCAGCUCAGCAUACAUAUCAAGGGUAUUUUUGCGCACAGAAAUGGCUCUCAAAAGUAGAAGCGUUUUAACGGGAUCCAGAUCGUUGGCUCGAUCCCGAUCCACAGACAAUCUGCCCACGAGCCAAUCCCAAGUCAACAUUCAGAUGAUGUCACACACGCUCACGAUACGAGAAAAAGAGUGUGAAGACACAUACAAAGACAGGGGUGCACACAGUCCUGGACCGCGUGCUCUGUCAAUGGGCGUUUAUCCCAUACAAAGCAUAUGCUCCCAGAUUCUAGACAUGCCUGAUUUAUUCACGUUGUGGUCCUGGCUACCGAUGCGGAUUACCAUGUAUCAACCAAUACUGCUAUACACAACAGAAGAACAUGGUUGUUCGUUGACGACGUUUUACGUAAGGGUAGAGCAACACGAACCAACCUUGUUGAUGAUAAAAACCUGUAAUAAUGAAGUGUUUGGUGCCUAUUGCUCCACGAGAUGGUGCGAACGCAAUAUGAAAAAUGAUAAAGGACAAAGACAAGCCUACUUCGGCACAGGUGAAACGUUUCUGUUCAGUUUGUACCCUGAACGAGCAAAAUACCCUUGGGUAGGCAUGGACUCUUCGCACAAUGAUUCCAAGGUCCAUCAUUCGGCUGAGCUGUUCAUGGCAGCAGAUUCUAAAAUGAUAACCAUUGGCGGCGGAGAUGGACAAGCCAUAUGGAUGGACGAAAACAUCAGAUUCGGUAAGACAGAUCGGUGCUCCACGUUCAACAAUCCGCCUCUUUGUGCUAACGGUGACUUCGAGAUUAGGGUACUGGAGGUAUAUGGUUUCGCCGGUGCUUGAGGAGAAUACUGGUUUCGGCAUUACGACGCAAUGAUUUAUUUGAUUCCCUACUGCCAUUUAGCAACUCUGUUUCUGUAUAUGCAGAGUUCUACACAUUAUAUACAAGUGUCUUCGUGUAUGUAGAAACGUUACCGCGUCGACAUUAACGCGGGCAUUGUCGUAAUGCAUCCUCAAUCACUUGCUGAGUACUAGUAUUAAUAUUACGUGUGCAUGUUUCGUUGCUGAGGCGCUAAACAAAGGUUCUGUACCGAAUGAGAUUACGCAGACUUUAUAUGUAUCUCUUUCGUUUCGUUAAGCUUCCUGUUCGAUUAACUGUCUCAAUGUCUGCGAAAAUGACUAUGCGAUUCUUGCGUUCACUGUGUCAUAGAUUUCUUAGUCUAUUCAAUGAGAGACGAUAGGGUGGAUCUCAGCGCGUAAACGUAAGUCUGCGACACAAUGGAUUUUGACAAUAAUCGGCGUUGAGACAGACACCUUCAGUUAUACGCAGUCUUGCUAUCUAAAGUGUACAUAUGUAUAAACGAUUGGUUAUUUACGUGAAUACUUAAUAUUCAUUUUGACUAAAUGCUAUCAUUAUGUAUUUGUAUAUAUACAAGGCAUAUAUACGGGGACAGCCUCUCAAGAUUGAAAGUACAUGUACACCUCCAACGUUUUCAGAGGAGAACGUUUUCGUUUUAGACGACGCUCCCUGUAUAUAUCAUAUUAUCGCAGAUUAUUUCAUUGAAUUUAUUGUUAAUUAUACAGUUUUGUCAGAAAUGCUCGUAUACAUGUGUUAACAACUUGUAAUGUUUAUUACUUUAGUAUUGUUAUGUCUAGCUUUAAUCAGUUGUUAAAAUACAAAUGCGAGAGAAUCGAAGGGAAAAAUACUGUUUAUAUAUAUAUACAUAUAUGUUACAUAUUGUGUAUGUCAUGCGUUACCUGUGUAUGUGUAUAUAUAUAUAUCAUAUACAGAUGUGUACGUUAAUCUCAUAUAUUUUCCUAUAAAUAUUAGAAGUAAUGCCCCAUGCGCAACCAGAUUCAUUACACUCGCAAAUCAUUCAUACGCAUCUACACAUAUUCGAUAAAGUGAUGAACCAUGGAAAAACAUUCAAGAAGAAAAAAUGGCAGGGGGCGAAUGGUACUUUUAAACAACGAUAUCUUCUUCUCCUUCUUCUUCUUUUGUAAUUUCUCAGUGGUGAUUUCGUUUGGAAAAGGAAACCUUCAGUUGAGUCGCGUAAUAAUUGACUCGCUUUCUAAAACCGGUUAUGAAGCCAUAAUCUUCGCGUAGAACUUUAAGAAUUUGUAUAUUUUAUGUAGCAUACGUAAUUCAUGUUGAUAUCGAACCGUACUAGUACAGACGGAACGAUAUGCGUCUAUUCUCUAUAUAUAAUAUAUUUCUAUGCGUUAAAGAAGCGUACUAGAUGUUACUAUCGGUUAUCCUUCGUCUCUCUUUGUGAUCAAAUCUGUAUCGAUAUCGUACGGUACACGAUAAACUCUUAGAGUACCUGCUUCUGUGUUUAGUUUCUUGUUGGUUAUUUCUUUUUUUUAUUAUUCGAGUGAAAGGACGAGAGGAAGAGUAGUGACGAGCGCGAGUGUAUCUAGAGGUGUCUAAUUUAGAUCCCUUGGUUGUGAUGUAGAAGUGGCUGGCACCACUUUUGUCCGAGCGACAAUACCUACUAAUUAUAAUUAUUUGCGUGGGAGGUUCAUGUAUCUUUCACCCCCCGUCACUUUAUCACCAAUUUCAAAACAACAUUUCACAAGAUACGAACGAUAUAUUUAACGAAAUGUCUCAUAACUGACGAUAGUUUAAAAGAUAAUAACGAUAUCGUAAGAAGUAACGACAAAAUAAUAGAAUGAAAUUUUAUGAAAGAGAUUGCAAGAAAGUUGAGCUCUCCGUCGAUUUAUCCGUCAGAUAUUGUACACGUACACUUCCGCCUACAGUAGCAUUAAAUAUGUUCUUAAGCGAUCGUGUAUCCGUCAACUCUUCAGAUUCAACUUUCUUCAAACCGGGACUCUUCUGUAGAAAUUCAAUUCUAUAUUUUCGACGUAUUUUAUUGCAUAGGAUGUCUAUGAGUUACAAAGCAAAUGUUAUCAAGCAGCGAAACACGGAAAAAAUGAAGAAAAUGAGCCUAAGAAUCGCUCCAUGUACCCGAUUGAUGUACCAUCUCAUUUUUAUUAAAUCAGAUAGAUGGUUCAAGUUAAAGUUUGUUCUUCGUAUAAUCUCUUUGUAAGAGGCUUAGAAACACAAAUGGACGAACAAUGUAUCGAAGUACAAUCAAUGCUACACAUUUAUGGCGCUAUCGAAGUCAGUUCUAAAUGUAACAAUAUUGAAUUUAGCAGUCGAACCCUUUUCCAACUUGUGCGUACGUUUUAACAGAGCUUAAUGUAACACCUAUGUAAUCUUAAAUUGUAGUGAUUUACACUCGAUACCGCUGUGUCAACGACUUUUAAAUCCUUGCAAGAAUGUGUGCGAAAAAAGGGGUAACACUGCUGAUCUCACUGAGGAGUUAUAGUAGUAGAACGUUUUAAAUGUAUCCGUUUUACGUUGUGACAAGUCUGUUUUAGGAUUACGGACCCCAGAUGGUUCGCUCAUUGCGAAGAAAGACAUCUUCUUGGAAGAUACUUUACUUUGUUAAAGGGACUCGUAAUGUUACACAAGUGUGGCUACAUGGAUCGAAGGUGUAAAAGUGAGAAUAAAGCUGAGUUUAGCAUGCGAAUGAUGCGAGGGCGGAAAUAUGUAUUUUGUAGGAUGCGAGAAUAGUCAGAGAAGAGGUGACUCUGCGUGCUUAGAGUUUGAUGCGAGUUUAAAUUAUUUCGUUAUUAAUUUAUAUUUACAUAUGCUCAUCCGCAAGUUAUGCUUUACAUAUUUCGUUUUCACGCUACUAUCCUCUUCGUGGCUAUCGCAGGACGCACUUAUCAAAAGGAAACAGUGUACGUUACACGAACAAGUGGUUACAAGCGCUGCUAGUGCGAACGAUGUAGAACUUUUUUGUGAAACCAUAGUCGUGUGUGAUAAAUGAAAACGGCAUGAGUGAAUAUUUAUUUAUUGUAUACUCGUAAUCGAGCGAAAGGUGAUGUGCUGAAAAUGGAAAGUAUUAUUGUUCAAAGUUUCUAACGUAGCACAGCAUAACAUAAAGUAUAUACUAGGAAGUAAUAUAUAUACAUAUUACAUAUAUAUACGUACAUAUGCAUAUGAAUUGUAUAUAUAAAUAUAUAUAUUUAUAUAUUUGUAUAUAUAAUAUAUAUAUUUAUAUAUACACAUAUAAAUAUAUCCCAAUAAACGACGAAAAAAUGAAAAUAAAACGUAAUUGAAUGGAGUGUUUUCAAGCUUUCCGCAAUGUUGUUAUGCUAUAUUACGUUAUAUAUAUACAUAUACACAUAUACAUACAGUAAUACAUAAUAUAUAUUUAUAUAUAUAAUGUAAUAUAUACGUAUAUAUAUAAUGUAAGUUAUACCGUUUCCGGAAAGAAAUUGUUGCGUCUCGAUGCUACUUUAUCAUAUCAUCGUUGUGAAUAGAAUAUUGUUAUACACAAAUCUAUUGUCCCGUUUCAUUCCUUCUAUUUUGAGGAGGAUAUCUCACGUGACGUUCUUAACAUACACAUACAUACCACUGCAUGUGACCCCGAGAGCCAAUAUGUGAAAGUAAAUUACAAUGUAAAAUUCGUUUAGACGUAUCAUCAAACUGAAAUCCUUGGAAUGAAUAACAUUAUUGAAAUUACCACCAAUAAAAACAAAGUUAUCUUCCAUUUUCCACUACUCGAUUCGUAUAUUUGAAUAACCAGCGGAUGAAAUGCAGGAUUUAUUAAUUCCAAAUACAGAUGUAUUAAUUUUGGAGCCUUUCA